UCGAUCCAUCGCCACCAACCCCAUCGCAGUCGGUCAGACUCUCACCCGAGCUGCCAAGCUGAGAUCGAUCGAGACCUCGAGAGGCGGCGAGGAGCACCAUGGGCGCGGAGGCGGGGGAGCUGCCGAGGAUCGACUUCUCCGGCGUGGACGCGUCGGUGCCGGGGACGGGGCGGUGGGACGCGACGCGAGCGCAGGUGAUGGACGCGCUGGCCACCUUCGGCUGCUUCGACGCGCACUACCCGGCGCUCGCCCCGGCGCAGCGUGCCGCGCUCUUCCACGGCGCCGUCCGCCCGCUCUUCGCGCUGCCUGUGGACGCCAAGCGCCGCAACCACUACGGACCGGGAAAGCCCUUCCACGGCUACCUCGGGGGGCUCCCGGGCCUCCACGCCUACGAGAGCCUCGCCAUUGUCGACGGGCCCGAGCUCGGCGACGUCCAGGCCUUCGCCGACCUCUUGUUCCCCGCCGCCGACAACGCCGCCUUCUGCGAGACUGUCCACGGGGCGGCGGCGCGGAUGGCGGAGCUGGAGGGGGCGGUGCGGCGGAUGGUCAUGGAGGCGCUCGGGGUGGCCGUCGACGAGGCCCAGACCCAGAGCGCGCCCUUCUGGCACCUGUUCCGGAUGUCAGAGUACGGGGCGCCGACCGCCGACGAGAAGGCAAGGGAGGUGCGGUACGGGUCGCACCAGGACACCAACUCGCUGAGCGUGGUGUGCCAGCACGAGGUCGACGGGCUGGAGAUGCAGGCCAGGGACGGCCGAUGGAUCCUCGUCCGGCCGUCCUCGCCGGCGUCGCUCGUCGUCAUGGCCGGCAACGCUCUCCGGGCGUGGUCCAACGACCGUGUGCACGCGCCGUUCCACCGGAUAAGCGUGGGCGGGGACGCGACGAGGUACUCGGCCAUCCUCUUCUCCGUCCCCGGCGAGCCGACGAUCCGGGUGCGCGACGAGCUCGUGGACGAGGCCGGCGGCCACCCUCGCCGCUUCAGGGACUACGACUACGACGAGUUCGUUCGCUUCUGCGUCUCCGAGGAGGGUGCUCGCCAUGACGACAAGCUCAAGGCCUACUGCGGACUGUAGGUGCCAUGAUACGAGGUGAUACCAUGACUUAGAUGCUCCCAUGAUACGAGCUUCUGGUCCGUCGGAUCUCAGAUCCAACGGCUCUAAGUAGGUUCUGAAAGGUUGAUGUACUUGUUCGCAAUUUCUAGACUUCAAAAGGUGUUUUAUGAAAAAUGUUGAAAGCCUUCCGGAAGAGCUCGUAUCAUGGGAGCAUCUAAGGCUCCGUAUCACCUGAUACUCUCCCCCUGUAGGUGCAGGCGACUAGGAGUGGGGGAACGGCCUGGGCAGCUGGGCAGCUACACCAUCGAAUCCGGCCCAAGUCCACCGCUGAAAUGAAUAAGCUUCAUCUGCAAUUCGUGUUUUGUCUUUUUAGUGACACGUGUGCUAGGUAAAAAUCACUUUUGGAAUAAGCAAGGAAGUGCUUACUUGUAGUAGCAUUUUUUUAAAAAUAUUUUCCCACCUUUACUAGAUUAUUCUCAA
Triticum aestivum (bread wheat) is the source of this 1529-nucleotide messenger RNA. Its product is annotated as probable 2-oxoglutarate-dependent dioxygenase AOP1. Lineage: Eukaryota; Viridiplantae; Streptophyta; Magnoliopsida; Poales; Poaceae. The coding region runs from base 99 to 1070 and encodes 323 amino acids. The transcript has 3 exons. The record is from RefSeq and is a predicted model, not a curated record.